Botrytis deweyae is the source of this 1039-nucleotide messenger RNA. RefSeq lists its product as uncharacterized. NCBI's taxonomy places the organism in Eukaryota, Fungi, Ascomycota, Leotiomycetes, Helotiales, Sclerotiniaceae. The transcript has 2 exons. The coding region runs from base 1 to 426 and encodes 141 amino acids. The record is from RefSeq and is a predicted model, not a curated record. Gene Ontology annotation, cellular component: NatC complex.
AUGACAUCUCUCGCGCCCACACCCUCCACAGAGAUUUCCGAAUCUCCCGCUCGAGAAGAAGCACGCGCCUAUCUGCACAAUCUGCUCUGCAAAACGCUACUCGUUCACACAACCGAUCAUCGCAUGUUUCGGGGGGAAUUCAAGUGUACCGAUUCUGACCUCAACGUAAUCCUCUCCGAAACCUACGAAUAUCGCAUUCCCCCCUCUCCCCCCACACCCACACCCACACCCACACCCACAUCCACAACCUCCUCAUCCACACAACCCCAAGAUCCCACCUCCUCCGCCUCGCAGUCCCAACCUCAACCCCAACCCCUCCUAAACAUCACCCCCCGCUGGCUCGGUCUCGUCGUCGUCCCCGGCGCCCACAUCCUCCGCAUCGAGCUCGAAGAAUUCGAAAGCCAAACACGCGGUCGCAAAUCCUAAAAACCCUAAAAACCCUAUUAAGAAAAACCUAAACCCUAACAUCUUCCCAUCUACUCGCAGAUGAACACAAGAUGCGCUCUGGUCAAAGACAGCCACCUCCCGCUAUACUCCAGUCAAGACAGGAAUACUUUCUGGUUAAAGACAGCAGUACCAUGGCAUAUCCCACAUGUGAUAGCGCAUCGCUAGAGCUUGGUAGAGGUGGGUGCAGAUGUAUCAAUACAAAGCAGACUACGAUUAUACAACGUCAAGCAUAGCCAGCAUUCAACUACCUGACUGAUAUGAAGUUUAAUAUCCAUAAAGUGAGGAGAGAAGAUGUGGUGGCGUUUAGACAAAUGAGAUGAAUCUGGCUCGACAUUGGUUAUGUUUGGGAAUAAUCUACCACAGAGGGUCAUCUUUGUUGAAGGAUUGGAAUAAUUGUGUGGUGAUAUGGAUGGCAGGGACAGCGGAUCACUGUCUGGAAAAGCUUGAGUGUUAGGAGGUAGAAUUAGUGACCAUCUGAAGAUCAUGAGAUGGGCAUGGUGGAUGAAUCAAGAUACCCAGAGAAGACAAAUCUAGACAAGACAGCUAGGAGUUUCUCAAAAACAAAAAUAUCAACUCAAAUGAUAGAAGAAUU